Acaromyces ingoldii is the source of this 768-nucleotide messenger RNA. RefSeq lists its product as hypothetical. Bases 167 to 625 code for a protein of 152 amino acids. The transcript has a single exon. NCBI's taxonomy places the organism in Eukaryota, Fungi, Basidiomycota, Exobasidiomycetes, Exobasidiales, Cryptobasidiaceae. The record is from RefSeq and is a predicted model, not a curated record.
AGGACUCUGUGUGAAAAAGGGGCGACCGGGUGGCGAAGCAUCGUGGUGGGCUGCGUCGUUCUCAUCCUUUACUCGUCCACUUCACCCACGACGGUCUCCGGUCUCUGGUCCGCUUCGACGCGAUGCAGCGCUAUUUCUGCACCUGCGUCAGAGGGCGAGUAGCGUCAUGACGUCGUUCGUAUCAUUACUUUUGCCAGUGAUCGGGUGCCCUGGACCCCCUUCGUCUCCCCUCGUCCCUCUCUCUUCUUUGCUUCGCCACUGUAUUGCCCUCAAUCGGGCUGCCCCUUGCCUGUCUUGGCGGAGCCCUGGCGUUGUUGCUCGCUGGCCUGCCUGCUCCUUGUUUCACAUCGACUUUUUCCUUGCCCUACAUUGGGGAAGAGGGUUUACUCAGGAUGAUGAACACGUAGCGCUGACGUUUCUCAUCACUUUCGCAGCAUUACGGACGCACAUACAUAAUAGUAGUCAGACGCAAAGCAAGACGAGGCGAGAGCUGCGGGCGAAGAACCCUGACGAACUAUCGGCGAUAGCCAGCGAAGGAAAGAGAUAUUCGACAACGCCAAUUUCGGGUUGCGCUCCCUCCUCUCCCUUGUCCUCCUCGACAGCGGACUGCCUCGCCUCUCACUGAUCGCGUAUCAAGGCCCCUUUUGACCAACCGGAGCCGAUACUUGGGCGUCGACCGACGAGAGGGCGGCCUUUUCUAGCGCUUUCGUAGACUCACGCAAAGAGGUGGCGGACCCCUAGACGGUCUCAUCGUCUGAGUGCGGACCC